AUGGACAGAGAACAAGAGGAAAUCCAAUUCCUAGGCUUAUUCGGCAUCCUCAAGGAAUCAUGCGACCUCGUACUCUCAUCACCAUGGCGAAAAAUCUUCGCCCAGAUAACUCUUCUCCUCAUCCUUCCCCUCUCCUCCGUCUACCUAUCCCACAUCGAGAUAACAGAGAUCCUCUUCCGCAAAAUCAUGCACAACGAGUUCAUGCUUGAGUGGACCCCUGAAGGCACCCGCAUCCACCAGCGCCUCGCCCACGUGCUCCGCUCCGAGUUGACCGCUUUCUUCCUCUUCAAAAUCGCGUACAUCCUCUUCUUCAUACUCCUCGCCCUCCUCUCCACGGCCGCCAUCGUCUACACCAUCGCCUGCAUCUACACCGCCAAGGAGAUAACCCUAACACGUGUCGCCAGCGUGGUGCCCAAGGUCUGGAAGAGGCUCGCCCUCACUUUCCUCUGCAGCUUCGCGUUAGUUUUCGCCUACAACGUCCUGUCCUUGCUGCUUCUCGUCUUGGGCGCUGUUACUGUGGGGCCCGUGCGCGUUCUCGGGGUUGUUUGUCUUGUGUUGUUCUCGGUGGUUUAUUUGGUGGGGCUUUUGUACAUAACCAUUAUCUGGCAUCUGGCGAGCGUGGUGUCUGUGCUGGAACAGAGUUACGGGUUUGGGGCGAUGAGGAAGAGCAAGGGCUUGAUCAGGGGUAAAAUGGGGAUUUCGGCUGCGGUGUUUUUGGUCUUGGCGCUGCUUUUUCUUGGGGUUGAGCAUAUGUUUAAGAUAUUUGUGGUUUUUGGAGAAGGGAAGGGGUUGGGGGAGAGGAUUGGGUAUGGGAUGCUUUGUGUGAUUCUGUUGUCGAUUACGAUGCUCUUUGGAUUGGUCGCGCAGACUAUUGUUUACUUUGUGUGCAAGUCGUAUCACCAUGAGAAUAUCGAUAAGUCGUCGUUGGCGGAUCAUCUUGGGGCUUACCUUGGGGAGUAUGUGCCUCUCAAGUCCAAGGAUCUUCAGUUGCAACAGUUUGAGGUUUAA
This is a messenger RNA of Striga asiatica, 1008 nucleotides long. The record is from the annotation of a GenBank genome assembly. NCBI's taxonomy places the organism in Eukaryota, Viridiplantae, Streptophyta, Magnoliopsida, Lamiales, Orobanchaceae.